AUUCAAAUCUUCUCAGAGACACUCUUCAUACGCCAAGCUACAGCAAUGGCGGCGGAGCCUAACCCUAAUAAAUUCCCUGUCCUCUCCUACGUCCUCGCUCGUCUCCCUUCUUUCACCGGCAAAUCCUCUUCCCCUUCAUCCUCCUCCUCCUCCUCCGUUCCUGCCUUCGAUGUCGAGCAACCACCAUCGUCGAUCGAGAUCGUCACCCAGAUGCCUCACUUGACUCAACCAGGUGUUCUCGACUCCAUGACCAAAGCGAUCUCCGACGUCGCCGAGACCCGAUCUAUCCUCCGAACCCUAGGACCCAGACCCGAUCACGAGACCGUCGACAAGGCCCGUGCCAAGCUCUCGGAAAUCGAGGGGCUCUUAUCCGAAUCGUUCGAGGACAUCGCGCUCACCGAUGCGGCGGCGAAGGAUGAGAAGAGGAGGCGAGAGAUGGAUCAGGAGAAGACGUGGUGUGAGUCCAUUUUGAAACUGGACGAGGUCCAUGCUUCGUACGAGAAGCUGCUGAAGGAAGCGGAGGAGAGGCUGGUCAGGAUUUAUGAAACCGCCGAGAAGAAUGCGGCGGCGGAUGAGGAUACCGUUGCGGUGGUGGAGGUCAAUGAGGAGGUUGUGGGUAUACUGCAGCACGCAUCGGCUAAUACUGUGGAUCGCGUGGAUCUGUCUGGGAGGAAGCUGAGAUUGCUCCCUGAAGCAUUUGGCCGGAUUCAAGGAUUGCUUGUUCUUAACCUCUCCAACAAUCAGCUCCAGGCGAUUCCUGAUUCAAUAGCUGGAUUGCAAAGUCUUAUUGAAUUGGAUGUUUCGGGGAAUCUUCUAGAGACAUUACCCGAUUCUAUCGGUCUAUUGUCCAAUCUCAAAAUCCUGAAUGUCUCGACCAACAAGCUCACCUCCUUGCCUGAUUCCAUCUGCCGUUGUGGGUCGUUGGUUAUAUUGGACGUGAGCUUCAACCGUCUCACCUACUUACCAACCAACAUUGGGUUCGAGCUAGUGAACCUAGAAAAGCUCAUGAUCCAGUAUAACAAGAUCCGAUCCUUCCCGACCAGUGUAGGCGAAAUGAGAUCCCUGAAGCACCUCGACGCCCACUUCAAUGAACUGCACGGCCUUCCUGAUUCGUUCGUGCUGCUCACAAACCUCGAGUACCUAAACCUAAGCAGCAACUUCAGUGAUCUCAAUGAUCUCCCUUCCUCGUUCGGCGACCUCAUAAGCCUCCAAGAACUGGACUUGAGUAACAACCAGAUCCACGCCCUCCCAGACACUUUCGGCACACUAGAAAGCCUGACCAAACUGAAUGUGGAGCAGAACCCGCUCAUAGUGCCACCCAAGGAAGUGGUGAAAGAAGGCGUUGAAGCUGUGAAGAAGUAUAUGGGGGAGAGAAGGAUCCGUAUGUUGGAAGAGGAAGAGAUGAAGAUGAAAAUGGAGAGUGAGAUGGAGCAGACAAACAUUGGGUGGCUCACUCGAACCACGUCGAAGCUGAAGACUUACGUCACGGACGUUUCAGAAUAUCUCGUCCCGAAAUCUCCCCGGGACCCUUACCUUGAAAGGCCGCUAUGA
This is a messenger RNA of Thlaspi arvense, 1551 nucleotides long. NCBI's taxonomy places the organism in Eukaryota, Viridiplantae, Streptophyta, Magnoliopsida, Brassicales, Brassicaceae. The record is from the annotation of a GenBank genome assembly.